Rhopilema esculentum is the source of this 7130-nucleotide messenger RNA. The record is from RefSeq and is a predicted model, not a curated record. Lineage: Eukaryota; Metazoa; Cnidaria; Scyphozoa; Rhizostomeae; Rhizostomatidae.
AAGUUGCACCUUUCCGAGAAUAAACAACAAAAGCCGAAUCAGUUUUGUGACAUUCUGACGUCACAAUGUGCGGCUCUCGUUCGCCAUGAAUUUCGUAUAUCUUCCAGCGAAUCGUGAAGAAGUCAUGGUCACGCGUUGAUAACGGCAUCUAAAUCUACAGCAGAAGCUUCUUAGGAUCGAAAAAUAUUUAAUGUUUACAAUCAUUCUAAGUUUGCGAGUCGGAAUGUGUCCAUGCUGUGUCACGACUUUGUUUCGAUCACAUGUUUAGGCCCACAAUGCUACGGCUUCCUGUUCAAGCUCUUCCCUCGCGUAUAAUUAAUCGAAAUUGACACUUCAGUUCUUCUCCAGAAACGAUGAAAAACUAAAGGCUUCAGAAUUGAUAUCUGAAAUGCUCAAACUAAAUGCCGGUAAAACAGAACUGAGAGUACCUUCACUUGCAGUGUUCAAUUGCGAAUCGCCGUCGUUCGAUUCGGUUUGAGGCGAGACUAACGAAAUACAAUGUGACGUCAAAAUUGCGUCAAAGUGUCACCAAACCGAAAAAAUUUUGUCAGUUAGUUCAAUUCAAUUAUCGAAAUGCAAGAGCUUAUAUCUCACAAACUGUAAAAAAUAUCGAAAAACAAAUAACGAAUUUGUGAUCAGGUGGUUCAACUCCCUUAGAUUAGCCAAUAAAAUGCAAGUGCAAAAUUUGGCUGGAGAGGCCCUUUUAGAAGUCACAGGGCAAAUAAGCGGCCUCUAUCUACCAUGAAUUUUUAGCUGUUUUGCCCUACCUGAGGGAUUGAAACUUCAAUCAUGGCGUCGCGAACUCCGAGAUGGUCCAUUCCUAUUUUUUCAGGUUAGGCUAUUAAUUAUAAUUAGCUAAUCAGUGCAUCUUAUCGUACAGUGAAAUGUGGCCUAGGCUCUGAGUUGAUAACUGGUGAUGCAUGCCAGUUGUGUCCUCGUGGAAGCUACAGGGACGCUGCGAAUCAAACGAGCUGUGUUCCUUGCCUGGUGACUGGAGAAGUUGCAAAAACAACAUACAUUCUAGGAGCUAAAAGUUCUUCAUCUUGCAAAGCUGUUUGUCCACGUGGAAAAGAAGUAUCGAAAGAUGGCAUGAAAUGUAUGGCUUGCCAAACUGGCUUUUUUAGGGAGGAUUUGCUUUUGCCACAUUGUAUUGCCUGUACAAGUGGAAGAACAACUAAAAUGCCAGGAAGUGUUUCAUCCAGCAACUGCAUCUCUCUGCAAAGCACAAAGAAGGAAAGUGUAGGAAUCCGGUUCACAGUAGAAGUUUGGAAUUCCAAGCUGUCGGAUGUCAACAGUUCAGAAUUCAGAAUUUUGAUAUCAAAGAUUUCCAAAGAAGUAGAGAAAAUAUAUGCCGCCGAAGAAGGCUUUUUGUCUGUCAAAAUCAACCAGUUCAGGAAUGGAAGUGUCAUAGCCUUUGCUGAUUUGGUCUUCUCUACAUUAGUGUCCGACCCUCUGGGCAAGCUCAGAAAUGCCAUCGCAUCCGGUUCUGUUGGAUCUCUGUCAGUUGAUUCUUCAUACACAAUCGUUGACCACUGUAGACUGGUUGGCAAUUGUGGCGCGAAGCAGGAGUGCAAAAGCAAUGCCACCCACGGAUACUGUGCCUGUAUUCAAGGUUACUACAAGCCGUCUUCAGUAUCAACCUGCGAGGUCGACUGCAGUCCCUCAUUCUGCUUAAACAGCGGCAAAUGUGAGCGUGGACCAAACUACAGGGUUUGUAGGUGUGCCAGUGGCUACUCAGGCAACAUAUGUGAAAAAGAGGGUAACAACAUUGGUCUGAUUGUAGGCUUAUCAGUAGCAGGCUUGCUUUUAAUUAUCAUUAUUGGAAUUAUCGUAUUUAUCGUAUGGAAGAAAAAUCAACGGAAGAACCAUGUCGGUACAGGGAUCCAGCUUGAUGACACAGCAAGAGCGAAAAAUUCAUCUGACUAUCCUUUGAAGGCAGUUACGAAUCCAAGUGCUUAUGGUGAAGUGCCUCAUUCAAACAACAGCACCCAAUCUUCGGUGCGAGCAUUCUCCAACAAGGUAGCCGUUGACAGUGAACAUGCCGAGGAACAGGGUGCUGUUUGAUGGUUCUACAGACUUUCCAACUAUCUAAAUACCAACUACUGUCAGAAGGAAAUCAUUGAUUUAUAAAUUUUUAUUUUGUUUUCAAACAGGUUUGGUUUAUGUUUUCUAACAAUUGAUUACUUCUUUGAUCUAAGAUCAUGGUGUGACAUUUUUUAUUGUACGUUUCCACGUUGCAAUCUCCUUAUUAGAUGUUUUCUACAUUUUUAGCUUUUGGCUAAAAAACUGUUCAGUGGUUAGAUAUUCCUCUUGUUUUUUAUUGGAGUUCCUAAUACCUGCAAAAAACCGAUCAGAAAGUCCAAGGUGCGUUAGGGAGAUUUGAUCUAUCAAAGAGUGAUUGUGUUGAACAAUUUAUGCAAUUCCUUCACAAAACAAUUUAAUAAUCUGCGGGAAAAGGAACCGAAGACAGGUUUUGUCCGUUGUUUCCUCCCACGUGUACCUGGGGCUAAGUCACGUUCUCAAACCUGCGUAACUCGGAGAAGUGUAGCCGGAUUAUAAAGAUUAAGCAGAUAUCAGUCCGUUCUGGAUUUUCUUAUAAAACUGUUAAACAGUGUUUUAAUUAUUUCUGUACUUUUUCUUAUUUUGGUUUCUUAUUUUUUGUAAAGAACUUAAUUAUCGCUGCAUUAAAAUUUGUAGAAGAUUCGAAAAAAUAACAAAGAUUUAUAUCGAUAUCUAGCUGAAUUUGAGCUUUAUAGCCUCAAAGAAAUUGAUGAGGUAUUUCCAAAUAAUAGAAAUGUCCAUUUAAAAGAUAUCCGGUUUUGCAAAAAUUAGCCAAAAAACACUCCAAGGAGAGCUUCUGUCGUUUUUUAUUAUAGCCACCAGUAAGUCACUUGGGGCCCUGGGCGCGCUGUGUCAAUUUUACAGAAAAGCGACAAUAUUAACGAACCUAGUAUAGGCCUAAUUGUAAACAAACCUGUGAAAUGAAAAUUAUCCAUCAUCACUUAUAUCCGUAGAAAUACAGGAGCCAUCCGUCUUACUUCCAACCCCAUUAAAAGACUGCAUUUUCUGAUGACUCUGUCAAUUCUUAUCUCCAAAAGCAACGGUUGAUAUAACCAUCCUAAUAGCGCGAUGCAACAGACCGCCAUACACUGAGAGUAACUUUUUGCCGUACAAUUUGGAAAUCGGCAGGCUUCACUGCCUCCCUACAGAGCUAUCCCUCUACCGUAUUCUAUACAACUCGUUGGCAGGGGCGGAUCCAGAAGGAAAUUUGACCGUCAAUCCAGCUUAGGGUCUGGGGUCCUGAAAGGCGCCCAGCAGGUGCAGCGGGCACAAGCUAAAAUUGCUUAAAUUUACAGCUAAAAUGCGAGAAAAUGCCAUCUUUCGUAUUUGUGCGUUUAUUCAACAUCAUUUUUUCAUUAUGAAUUUUUCAUUACGUUUCUUUAUUGUCCUCUUGAGAAUUACAGGCAUUGUAGUUGCCUUUCAGUGUUAGGUUUUUCAAACAGACAUCAAAGGUACUAUUAACAUUCCUUUACACGACAUCAAUAAUUAGUGAUCAGUAACUAGAACAGAAGCAAGAAUUUCUUAAAAGUACAAUGACAUCAAAAUUAUGAAAGUAAGAGGCCAGCAAUAUAGAAAAAUUAUCAAAGAGCUGCCUUUAAACAAAGUCAGACAUAGAGGGUUCAAGUGCUGGGCAUAAGAAAUGAAAAACAUCUGUAAACCAACGUUAUAAAUGAAAUACAGGAAAGUGAUAACUUCAAAAGAACUUAAAAAUAACAGUAGGAUACUGUCUCUAGCAAGAUAUUGCACACAAACGGAAAGAUGGAACAAGAUGUUUGAUUUCUAGGGCUCUCCAAAUUUCAAAAAUACAGGAACAAGAUAAUCGCUUCAGGAACGGAACUUUCUGAAAGAGACAUAAAAGAGUGGAACAAUAAUACUGUCUAGCAACACAUUGAAAAGAAUGAGAAAUAUUUUCCCAUUGAUGCAUAUGAAGGUUGAGCUUUAUAGACAGUUUCCAUCUGAAGUGGAUUUAGUGUGAGAUUGAAAUAUAACUUGCAUUAGAUUUUUGCCUACACGCCACUUAAUAAAUCUAGAUUUCUAUGAAGCAUAUUCAUAAAAUUGACUUAGACUAACUUCACUACAGUUUGUCAAAUAAUGAAACGCUAAGAACAUAUGAAUAUAUAUAUUCAGAGGAUACAUAAUUUACGCAAUGCCAGGCUUUAGGCCCUCGCGGCGCCUGACAUCUAGAACGCUCUGCAAUGCACUGAGGGCAUUUGUUGUUUCAGUAGUCACGAAGCUUUUAUCUGUGAUAUCCUUGAGGGCACUGUGCGAUGCUCAGAAAAAUGACGAAUGGCUCGCUGAAAGAUGAUUCAAGUUAAACGGAGACAGUUGGAAAUGCUCCUUGGAAAAAUCUCCGAUGUACUCAUCCUUUGGCUUUGAAAAAGACCGAAGAAAGAAAAGAGCAAGAGAGAGAUAGAUGAAACAGAGGAAGAAAUAAGUCAGGACGAGGAAGCAGGGGGUGUAGAGGAGGAUUUAAUGUAGGUAGCUUAUUGGUUACAUAAUUGUAUAUAUUCAUAUGCAAUCUGAACUUUCGAUCGGUUGUAAUCAUAUCGCUUUUUUCAAUUAUUGGACGUUAGAAGUACUAUGUUUUUACCAAUAUUUUACAUUGCAGGAGACAAUUAGAAGCUGGUAGUAGCAACAAAAGCCCAGAUAGAAGCAAGACCCACGAGGCUCCGAAAGUGCGACCAGGAAUAAGCUUCUGGCUGGUGAUAGACGUACCGGAGAGCAGCAUUCCAACAGUUCGCUCCAGAAUAAUGCAGCUUAUUCUGGCAUCUGGCCUGGAAAUUGACCAGUGCAAGCCUAUCAUGUCACGGAAAAAACCAAUGUUGACGAUGUUUAUGCCGCCUCCAUCAGUCAGGCCCUGAAAGACCACAAUCAUGCAUAAGCAAUGGAGCUUGCCGAGACUGGUACCAACUAUUUCAUGCAGAUGCAUGUCAAAUGCAAGACUGGAUUGGAGGUAGAGAUAGGAGAUUAACCGCGAUGAAGUGAAUUUGGCAAGUUGCCACUUCGCAUCAUAAUUACGCAGAGAUGUCCAGUCGAGUCGGCAGAUGCAUUUCGCCAAGCUUGAAGUCGAAUUAUGUAAAUAAUUCUAAAAAAAAUUAUUUUGCUUUCAAAACCGACAAAUUUUACUACAACAGAACUAUUUCCGAGUAACGAUGCAUAUAUCAGGUUACGCGAGUGUAAAUUAGGGACAUGUGUUUGGAAAGCUGUUCUAAAAAAAGCUUUUCUUGUUCACGCUCCUACUCUCCUAUUAACAUCUAUUCUCCUUUAUUCAUAGUUAGUCAUUAUUUCUAGUGAGGAAAGUUGAAAACAAAUAAGCUGCGAUCUAAUGAUUUCAUUUUUUGUUUGCCUUCUUUGUUUCUCUUUGAUAAAUUGACUUUUUUAUGACAUCAUGUUUUUCCCCAUGCUUGGCAACUUUUCCCCUUGUUAAUUGCAGUGAUUAUCAUUGAAUAACAACAUCUAGGAGGGUGUACGUAUGAAUGAGAAUAAAUAAGAUUUUUCUAAUAGGGGUCUGAUUUGUAAGGGAGGCUUUCUUAUUCCAGUGGCGGACUGGCAGGGAUGCUAAGUUGCCAUCGCAACCCGGGCCUUCUCAAAUUCAUAAUAACUGGGCCCUCCGUAGAUAAAUUCGAGAAAAUAACUCAAUUUUAAUUUCAGAGUUAAUUUCAAAAAUCUCUAUGUUCAGAAGAAUACAAGUCACAGAAAUGAAGAUAAGAUCCUUAAAAAGAAAAAAUUUCAGUAUUGCUUACCAGGGGCGUUGUGGCUAGGCGGGACACGGGGAAAUUUCUCGGUGGCCCCCUUUCGAGUGAGUUUGUAAAACCCAGGAAAAUAUCUAAUACGAACAAAAUCUUUGGUGAGAAAACGCCGCACUUACAUGUAGACUCAAGUUCACAGUUCAGAAUUAGAGGAGGUCAACAUUUGCAAACAGGCAACUGUGAAAGAGAUGCAUGGAAUAUGAACAGUGCUUUCGAGAGGGGGACAAGGGGGGGGGCAAACUGUCCCAGGGCCCGAGGUCUAGGGGUCCUCUUAAAGCAAGGAAUUCCAGAUCAAGAACUGAAUUUUAACGAAAUGCAACAAAGUGGGCCUAAAAAUUUUUAAUACGAGAUAAACGACUGUAAAAAGCAUUCUGAAUCGUGUUUCAAGCUAAUUUAAAGGACGUGGCCGAAAAAUAUUUUCUGCUCGCUUCGCUUGCAGUGCAUAUAUGUCUGCUGUUGCUUUACUGUUUAAAUGUGGUACCUUAGGAUUUUCAUGGUACACAAACAGAUACUAACGUUACAGGACAAUGCUUUUCUGUAUGGGAAAAAUAGUCUAAAACAAGCGACGAAAACAAUGCCACUUUCUCCAAAACUGGGGUUGUGCCACAAUUAUCUGUCACAAUUUUUAGAAAAGGCAUUUCAUGUCCAAUCACUUGGUAAAUAGUUUGCCUCUGUGAAAAUAUUUUACCUAAGGAUUUUCAUGAUACACAAACAGAUACUUACGUUACAGGACUAUGCUUCCUGUAUGGGGAAAAAGGCCUAAAACACGGGGCAAAAACAAUGCCACUUUCUCCAAAACUGUGUAUAUUGAAAAUGUGAAUUUAGAAAGUAUGUUGUUACGUGUAGCAUGCAAGGAAGGUCAAAUUGCAAAAGUAGAUUCCUUUAUUGUAGUGUCACAAGAAGAACUGCUCUAGGUAAUGGCACAUCUCAAAAACUUUACUUUGGUCAGCAAAAGCAAUACCUGCCCCACAAUUGUGAUGUCGAUGGCUGUCAAGAAAGCAAAGCAUCCCUUGACUCAUACAUAAAGCAACAGACUUGUCAGGAGGAAUAUUUAAAACACAGGCAUAUACUGGAUAUUUCUUUGCAAGCGAAAACAGUUCAUUGGCAAGAGCAUUGGCAUCAGUUAUUCCUUGAAAGCUUUUUGGCAUAUAAAGCUGCAAAUCUUUGUUGGAUAACCUCUUCUACAGGCAGGUUUGGCUGGUUGUGAAUUGGAAGGAUUGAGCCUUAGAUAGCAUUGCCCUCCUUGAUGAUGACGUUAUAGUCUUUAACUAAACUUACUCCAUGAGCCUCUGUUUCGCUACUGCCUCACUUGACGGACGC